UCUCGUACUGUACGUGUAUUCCACAAGGAUGUCGGUUGCCACCACACAACGCCUGGUGCCAAUUCGGCCAUCGCCACACAAGGGCGUGACAGUGUCUAAGAACGUCACAGUGAUCACAACUUCGGCUUCUCCCGCCACUUUAACGCCGCCCAAGACGGGACUCAAAAGGAAAUUGGCAGAUCCAAGUCCCGACCCUGUGAAGUGUAAGCGACGCAUCAACUUUAGUGGCGUCGGGUAUGUAGUGUCGCCAGUGCCCGUGACAGUGGCCCGCCGAAAUGCCCGUGAGAGGAACCGUGUCAAGCAAGUGAACAACGGCUUUGCAACGCUGCGCCAACACAUACCCGGAGCCGCCAAAGCCAAGAAGAUUAGCAAAGUAGAAACCUUGAAACAGGCAGUGGAGUAUAUAAGAUCCUUACAGGACUUGUUGGACACGCACGAUGCCCUGAUGCACCGCACCAACACGCUCGUCGCCUCCAGCCAGCCCUCGCCCGCGCCCAAGGAGCCAUCACACCCUUACACCAACGCCGUGGCGCCCACGACUGUCUUGUCCCAGCAACAGUACCGUGUUUUACAGUACCCAAACUACUAUUACAGUGAAAACGUGUCACCAGUGCCUGCGUCAGUGUACCCCAUGAACGUAUCUGCAGUGUCUCCCACGUGCAGUGACGCAGCGGUGUCCCCAACGCCUUCGUACGAUUCUGCGUACUCGUCACAGUCCUCUCACGAGACGCCGGUCACGGUCACCACCACCAGCCUAAGCAACAUGUUCAACCCAGCCAACACCACGACCCUGCCGGACGCCUACGACCCCCUCGACGCCUACGAGUCAGCCACGUCGCCCGAGGACGAGGAGCUACUAGACGCCAUCGCCCUGUGGCAGCAGUGUCAAUAGCAGGUCCUACAAGGGAAAGAAUCUAGUCAUGCUUGUCUAUCAUCAUGUACUGCUGGUCAACUUCUCCAGUCCAUCUUCUACCAAGUCCAGGAGACCUUCUGAGGACACAGUCUCCAAACUUUAAAGUCUUUAAGUCCUCAUAACUUUGGAGCUUUAUAUCUUAAACUUUCAAGAACAAGGCGUGUAUUUUACUAUAGCUUCUCAAGUUCUACUGACUCGCUUCGUGAAUGUCGCCCACCAAGAAGAUUCUAAGAAUCCAAGGAAAGCCGAUCUCCCUGCCUCGUCCGCCGACCGAGUCUUCCUGGCGCACGAACAGGCUGUGCGGAGGGUCCAGCGCCAGGAGUACAGCCGACCACCGCCCUUUCCGAAGAGCCUGCCGUGUUCGAGUCCGAGGACGCUGCCGUCUCGCAAGAAGAGGAAGGCAGAAAGGGGCUGCCCACUUUCUAAUGCUAAUAAUAAUCGAUAUCGUGCAGUUCCACAACGGACUUAACCCCAGGAAUAAGGAAGGCUAUAGCGAAGAAAGAGGCGGUAAAUGGAGAAGAGUUAGAAGAGCAACGUGAUACAAAGAAAAAUCCGGUCGACCAACCAUAAAGCAAGUGAACAAAAGAAAAAAAAGGUAUAACAGCCAACAACGGACAGGCACUGGGGGACCGCUGUAGCUACAAGUCUCCCGUUGUCUCAUUGGUGUCUUGAAGUUGUAGAUUCACAAGUCUCCUAUUAGUAUUGUAAAUCCCUAGCAGACUCACUUCAAAAGAAGCAUGACAAGAUAAAAAGAUGGGAAGAUACAGUUCAUAUAUAUUUUUUUCUCUUUGGUGGGGAAGGAAUUAUCUGCAUUACUGUACUUUUUUUCUAUAUUUUUUUUUUGGUUUUGUGAAUGUCUAGUCAAAAGUGCAGCAGAGCCUAAAUAAGACAUUUUAUACUUUCGCCAAAGUUUGCCCUGUGUUUGGCUGGCGUCGCCGCAUCUAGACCCCAGAGAAGUUUCGCUUGUACUUCAAAACAAAUUGCGCGCGCGUGUGUGUGUGUGUGUGUGUGUGUGUGUGUGUGUGUGUGUGUGUGUGUGUGUGUGUGUGUGUGUGUGUGUGUGUGUGUGCAUGUGCGUGUGUGUGCGUGUGCGUGUGCGUGUGCGUGCGUGUGCGUGUGUGCGUGUCCGCGUGCGUGCGCGCUUGUGAUUACUCAUAUUUUCAUAUAUAUGUAUAGAACAAUAACACGUGCUCAUUAGAUGGUCACAAAGGCAUAGCUUAUAUGUGCAUUUCAUAUGGACUGUGCAUAUAUCAUUGUAUCAUUACACUAUUUGGAAUGCCAGUUCUACACUCCUGUCUCGUCAUUAUAAAGACGUCAAAGCUUACUUCACGAAACUCGACUCUGGUGUCAAGAUGGCUUUCGCCAAGAUAAUAAUCUCGUAAAACUCAAAUGCUCAGCGAGUUGUUUACGAUUAUUUUGCUAUGUUUUGUGUUCUACAUGUAAAACCAAAAUGCUAACAGUAUCUUAACUAUAAAGACAUAUUUUAACCCUUUGAUUCCUUCAUGGUGAUUCUCAAGUAUAUUAUAUGAUUCAGUAUAGUUACUAAAACCAAUAUAUUACGAGCUUCCUAACUAAUGCAGCUUAAAGCACGCCCGCUGCAAAGUGCGUGGCGUGCAGUCCACUUAAUGCUGCAUUUAGCUUAACUGCGUCUCUAGUGCCUUACGAAAGCAGUGAUCUUUGAUGCUUCCAAACGUUAUACUUGUGCCUUUCUAUGAUGGCUAUAUUUGUUAACUAACACUUUAAUAUGAUCUUAAUAUUCUAUAUACUGUAUAUGAUCUCUGUAAUGUAAACUAGUUGUUAUGGACAGUUUGAUUGAUAAUAUGAUCUCCUUUAUACUAUAUUCUUGCUCAAAUGCUUGUAAUGUAUAAGAAAGCAACAUCCGAUGAAAGACUUGAUCAGUAUUCUAUUAAUGUUAAGAAUAUAAUAAAUCUAUGAAAAUAAUAUAAUAUUACUACCUUGGCAUGCAACAUGCAACUUGCAUAGUGUUUUCCCCAUCGAUUACCAUUACUUGGCUGAUAGUAUUAACUGAACAUGUGGGCAUUUCCACACACAAGACACAUUCCAGUACAAGUCAGGCAUUGACGAUGUUUACUCCAUCUUUUCGUUAUACAUUCCAUUAAACACUCCAGUUACCCUUCAGAUAGGGACUCCUUGUGAACGAUUUUCCGUCGUAUGCUCAUUCCACUGUAUGCAUUCCGUAUAUGCUAGAGAAAGAAAAUAUUAUCCAGUGGUACAUAAUGUAUAGUAUUAUGUUUUUGUCUGUUUCGUAUGAUCACUGUUGUAUUAUUUUCUUUUAAUGUUGGUUGUAAUGAUUAUACCUGUCAAUGGUUGUCAUUCUUGGUGUAUAGUCUGAUGUUGCUUGGUAAUCCAACAGGCAACGGUGUAUAUAAUGUACAGAUUUUUUAUAUGUAUGCAUAAGCUUUUGUUAUAAUAAAGGCAAGGCUUUAUAA
Molecule: messenger RNA, 3363 nt
Organism: Penaeus chinensis
Lineage: Eukaryota; Metazoa; Arthropoda; Malacostraca; Decapoda; Penaeidae
Product: achaete-scute complex protein T5-like
Exons: 3
Coding region: 29-892 (287 amino acids)
Biological process (GO): developmental process; regulation of transcription by RNA polymerase II
Molecular function (GO): RNA polymerase II transcription regulatory region sequence-specific DNA binding; protein dimerization activity; DNA-binding transcription factor activity, RNA polymerase II-specific
Source: RefSeq, a predicted model, not a curated record